Ylistrum balloti is the source of this 2424-nucleotide messenger RNA. RefSeq names its product small G protein signaling modulator 3 homolog. Lineage: Eukaryota; Metazoa; Mollusca; Bivalvia; Pectinida; Pectinidae. The record is from RefSeq and is a predicted model, not a curated record. Bases 7 to 2424 code for a protein of 805 amino acids. Gene Ontology annotation, molecular function: protein binding. The transcript is spliced from 20 exons.
ACAAAAAUGGACAUAGCAAAAUCCGUUUUCGGUAGCAGAAAUGCUGAAGGAUACAGCAGCAAAGCAAUGACAGUGGACACCUUGUCUGAGGAUGAAGAUGAAAUUGUUGGUGCCAGUGGUGAAGGAGUUAGUGUAUCAUCUACAAACUACAUGUCCAAUAGCAGUCUGGAUUUCACUCCUACCCCAGGUGGACCCUUCUCAGCCCUUACACCUUCUAUGUGGCCAGAAGACAUCUUAUCCAAACUAAGAAAUCAGCCUGAAGAUCCAAAUGGCCAACUAGACUACAGAUAUGAUGAAUUUGGCUUCAAAGUUGAAGAAGAAGAUGGUCCUGAAGAGAACUCAAGUAAGUUGCUCAGUACACCAUUUAUAGAGGAUGCCCAACAUCGCUUGAAAUGGACAGCUUAUUUAGAGUUUACACACAACAAUGAAGUGGGUGACCUGACCUGGGAUAAGGUUGAGCCACGCCUGCCACGCUCAGAAAAGCUGAGACUAAUGGUGCGACAGGGAAUCCCACACUCUCUGAGAAACCAGAUUUGGAUGAGGCUUUCAGGAGCUCUAGAGAAAAAACAAAAAUCAGAUCUUACAUACAAGGAUAUUGUAAAGGCCAGUUCAAAUGAUCAUCUCAUGACAUCAAAACAGAUUGAAAAAGAUCUUCUGCGGACUAUGCCAAGCAAUGCCUGCUUCUGUAAUGUACACAGUACAGGGAUACCACGUUUACGUCGAGUUCUACGGGGUCUUGCCUGGCUCUAUCCAGACAUUGGGUACUGUCAGGGAACUGGUGUGAUAGCCUCAUCUCUGCUCUUGUUUAUGGAGGAGGAGGAUGCCUUCUGGAUGAUGUGUGCUAUAAUAGAGGACCUGUUACCAGCCUCCUAUUACAGUAGCACUCUUAUUGGGAUACAGGCAGAUCAAAGAGUGAUGCGACAGUUAAUCAUCAGUUAUCUCCCUGAUACAGACCUUGUAAUGAAGGAGCAUGAUAUAGAACUAUCCCUGAUUAGUCUACACUGGUUCCUUACCCUAUUUGCAAGUGUGGUACACAUGAAGGUCCUGCUGAGAGUGUGGGACCUCUUCUUCUACGAGGGCUCCACUAUCUUAUUCCAGAUGACCAUGGGCAUGCUCAAAAUGAAGGAACAUGAACUGAAGACUCUUGAUAAUUCAGCCCAGAUUUUCAAUGCCCUUUCUGAUGUACCAGGUGAUGUACAGGAUGUUGAAGACUUAAUAGAUAUAUCCUUUCGUACAUGUGGAUCACUGACGGAUAUGGUGAUAGAAUCUCAUAGAAGGAAACACCUGGCAUAUCUUAUGGCAGAUCAGGGGGUCAUUGUCAACCCAGACUCCACAAAGAACCUUCCCAAACAGCAACUCAACAAACGUCACAUACGUCGAUCAAGAAGUUUGGUGUCAAUGUUGCUAUGGGGUGAUCAAGAAGAUGAUGAUUUUGGAAAGGCCAAAAACAUUCGUCAGACAGAGCUGCUUGUGGACAUGAGAGAGGCCAUUUUACAGUUAGCACGGCAUUUUCAGUCACUUGACCCAAAGAACAAUAAAGUGAAUCUGAUAGCAGAUUACACAAUGGAUAGUCAUGCCAGGGACUUGGAAAAUUAUGUGAACGUGGCCAGGAACAAGCGGAGAAGAGCAAAAGCAUUACUAGACUUUGAACGACACGAUGAUGAUGAGCUAGGUUUCAGAAAAAAUGAUGUGAUAACAAUCAUUUCACAGAAGGAUGAGCACUGCUGGGUGGGGGAACUCAAUGGUCUCCGGGGCUGGUUCCCUGCCAAGUUUGUGGAGCUCCUUGAUGAGAGAAGUAAGCACUACUGUUCUGCUGGAGAUGACUCGGUCACAGAAAACAUCACAGAUCUUGUUAGGGGCACAUUAUGCCCAGCAUUGAAAGCAAUAUUUGACCAUGGUCUGAAGCGGUCCUCCAUACUGGGCACCACUUGUCAUCCAUGGCUGUUUGUAGAAGAGGCAGCGACACGAGAAGUUGAGAAGGACUUCCAGUCAGUGUAUUCCAGACUUGUGUUGUGUAAGACCUACAGAUUGGAUCAGGAUGGGAAAGUGUUGACACCUGAAGAAAUCUUGUAUCGGGCAGUUCAAGCUGUCAACAUAUCCCAUGACACAUGCCAUGCACAAAUGGAUGUCAAGUUCAGAUCACUGAUCUGCUGUGGGCUAAAUGAACAAGUAUUGCACCUUUGGCUGGAGACGCUGUGUUCAUGUGUGGAGGUCAUCAGUAAAUGGUAUCACCCUUGGUCCUUCAUGAGAAGUCCAGGUUGGGUUCAGAUCAAGUGUGAACUCAGAAUUCUAGCAAGGUAUGCCUUCAACCUUAACAUCGACUGGGAAUUGGACAAGAGGUUACCUCCUAAACCUGUACGGGACAUCACAGAAUCUGUAUCAGAUAUUCUUGUCAAACACCACCUGUUCAGCUGGGAACUCUAA